Molecule: messenger RNA, 2009 nt
Organism: Podarcis muralis (Common wall lizard)
Lineage: Eukaryota; Metazoa; Chordata; Lepidosauria; Squamata; Lacertidae
Source: RefSeq, a predicted model, not a curated record
ACAAGGAAGUCAUGGAGGAGAAUUAUGAGAUGGUGGCCUCUUUAGCAGAGACUCUGAUACUCAAGUCUGAGCUCAUCUCCUCACUUGGAACAGAAAAAUACAGGGAUGUUGUCCUGGACCAAUUGAGAGGUGAUGGAGAAGGCAAUCAGAAUUUUGACAGGCCAUCUGUAAAGUACUUCAGCGUGAGUGAACACCUUAGGACACAACUACAAACUAACGCAGGGGAGAAACCCUUUAAAUUUAUGGAGUGUGGGAAGGGUUUCAUUGAGAGUGGAGCUCUUAAAAGGCAUCAACGAACUCACACAGGGGAGAAACCAUUUCAAUGUAUGGACUGUAGGAAGAGCUUCAGGGAUAUGGGAAAACUUACAAGACAUCAACGAACUCACACAGAGGAGAAACCAUUUAAAUGUAUGGAGUGUGGUAUGGGUUUCAUUGGCAGUGGAGCUCUUAGAGUACAUCAACGAAUUCACACCGGGGAGAAACCAUAUAAAUGUGUGGAGUGUGGAAUGAGCUUCAAUCAUAGGGCAUCCCUUAAUAUGCAUCAGAUAAAUCACACAGGGGAGAAACCAUUUAAAUGUAUGGAGUGUGGGAAGGUUUUCAGUCAAAGGGGAAAACUUACUGUACAUCAACGGACUCACACAGGGGAGAAGCCAUUUCAAUGUAUGGAGUGUUUGAAGGGUUUCAUUGACAGUGGAUCUCUUACAAGACAUCAACGAAUUCACACUGGGGAGAAACCAUUCAAAUGUGUGGAGUGUGGAAUGAGCUUCCGUCAUAGGGAAACGCUUAAUAGGCAUCGAAGAAAUCACACAGGGGAGAAACCAUUUCAGUGUAUGGAGUGUGGGAAGUUUUUCAGUCAAAGGAGAAGACUUAACGUACAUCAACGAACUCACACAGGCGAGAAACCAUUUAAAUGUAUAGAGUGUGGGAAGGGUUUCAUUGAGAGAGGAGCUCUUACAAAACAUCAACGAACUCACACAGGCGAGAAACCAUUUAAAUGUAUGGAGUGCGGAAGGAGUUUCAGUCAGAAUGGAAACCUUACUAUACAUCAACGAACUCACACAGGCGAGAAACCAUUUAAAUGCUUGGAAUGUGGGAAGAGCUUCCGUCGGAAUGGAGCUCUUACAACACAUCUACAAACUCACACAGGCGAGAAACCAUUUAAAUGUUUGGAAUGUGGGAAGAGCUUCAGUCAGAAUGGAGGUCUUGCAAUACAUCUACGAACUCACACAGGUGAGAAACCAUAUAAAUGUUUGGAAUGUGGGAAGAGAUUCAGUUGGAAUAGAGUUCUUACAAGACAUCAACGAACUCACACAGGGGAGAAACCAUUUAAAUCUUUGGAGUGUGGGGAGGGUUUCAGUCAAGAGGAAAACUUACUGUUUGAGGCUGAAAAGGCGUUUUCCAUAAACUUUGUAUGAAUAAAGUUUCUAUUAGUAUUAAUGGUGUUCUUUCAAAAUAGUUGGUUUUGAGUUUUCCAGGGUAUCAAACAACAGCAUUGAUGUAACAUUUAUAUGUAACUAAUGUAACAUUUAUAUGUAAUGAAUGACACAAUAUUAAUACUAAUGUUCAGAUAUAUAGUUAAUUUCUCAAAGAAUAUAUGUGGUUUAGUGAAAUGUCUUUAUUCAAUCAUAGGAAUAGUCAAUCAGGGAUAGUCUGUGAGGACCACAAGUGAUGUCAUGGUAUAAUUGAUGAUAUAUUUAGUAUGCUUAAUGGAGGAUAUGAAUGGAGAAGUGUCUGAAGUGAGUGGCAUCAGAUGGCACUAUGACUCUGAAGACAAGAUAAAGAAAUGAUUAAAUGGAAGAUGAAGAAUUAUUGAGUUAGCCAGUGGACCAUGCGAAAUCAGGAUGGACAAAAAUAAUUGGGCGAAAAUAUGACAUAAGCAGGAUGACAGCAUGUCUGGGUGAAGUAGGACAACCUGAAAACUAAAAAUAUGAUUGAUUGAUGAAUGAGUGAUGAAUGAAUGAGUCCUUAUUGCUUAUUACUUGUUAAUCAAUAAAGGGUGGUAAUCUGAA